This is a messenger RNA of Acipenser ruthenus (sterlet), 2197 nucleotides long. RefSeq names its product hippocalcin-like protein 1. The record is from RefSeq and is a predicted model, not a curated record. Gene Ontology annotation, molecular function: calcium ion binding. The transcript has 5 exons. The coding region runs from base 559 to 1140 and encodes 193 amino acids. NCBI's taxonomy places the organism in Eukaryota, Metazoa, Chordata, Actinopteri, Acipenseriformes, Acipenseridae.
UUACAAUGUACUGAGCUCUGUCUGUAGCUGGUCUUUCCUGACAUGGAACAGAGCUUCUGUUGUUGAACAAACCUUCUCAUUAACACAUGAUGUCAAUUGAACCUGCUUGAUAUACAGAGAAAGUAACAGCUUUACUACUCCGGUACACUUUUUCUUUUUUCAAAAGACUUUCUGUGUUACUGUUACCAACUUGGCAUUCUCGUUGUUUUCUUGCUGAUUCACCGGGAGGAUUAUAUUGUUCAUUUCCUUUUUGUCUUCUCUUAAGUUAAAUGAAUGUGUGAGUAAAGAAGGAAAGAAAGCCAGAAAAGAGAAAACGGCAGUUUUACAACACCUGUGCAGCAGAUCUCCUAUAGAAACAACGAAAACAAGACGGUCUGAAAAAAAAAAGUGGUUGUAAAGAAGUUGCAGGUGUUCUUAUUCCCCUUCAUGGGAAAACUUGCCCUAUCCACUGAAAAGGACUGGCUCAGCGGCAUGCUCACGGAGUCCCUGACAAACCUGCUCAGUUUUACUGAAGCCCUGGUGUGCAGAUGCAUUGAGGUCUAGACAGAGCGUGCGAGGAUGGGGAAGCAGAACAGUAAACUGCGCCCUGAGGUGCUACACGACCUGCGGGAGAACACCGAGUUCACAGACCACGAGCUCCAGGAGUGGUACAAAGGCUUCCUCAAAGACUGUCCCACUGGACACCUGACUGUUGAAGAGUUCAAGAAAAUCUAUGCAAACUUCUUCCCUUACGGAGAUGCGUCCAAGUUUGCAGAGCACGUGUUCCGCACCUUUGACACCAACGGAGACGGGACUAUAGACUUCAGGGAGUUCAUCAUUGCACUCAGUGUCACGUCUCGGGGGAAACUGGAGCAGAAGCUGAAGUGGGCGUUCAGCAUGUAUGACCUUGACGGGAACGGGUACAUUAGUCGGGGAGAAAUGCUUGAAAUAGUACAGGCAAUUUACAAAAUGGUGUCCUCUGUGAUGAAGAUGCCAGAAGACGAGUCCACUCCAGAGAAGCGCACAGACAAGAUCUUUCGACAAAUGGACGCAAACAAUGACGGUAAACUUUCUCUUGAGGAGUUUAUUAAAGGUGCCAAGAGCGACCCUUCCAUUGUGCGUUUGUUACAGUGCGACCCCAGCAGUGCAAGUCAGUUCUGAUUGGACAUCUCAUCUGUCUGGACACUUUCCAGUGAACCACUGGCUUGUGCAUUUCAGCUUUGCUUGCAAAUGCCUUUUCAAUCAUUCCUAGGUCAUUGGUGGACACACAUUCAUUGCCACAUUCUGCCGUUUUUUUUUCUUUUUUCGUUUUUUGUGUAUAAAAGGGGAGCAGCAUUGCGCUUAACUUAUGCAACGGUUUUAUUUUAGGAUGACUUUUUUUUUUUUUUUUUUUAAACCCAGUUAUAAAUAACUUUGUUCUGUACGGCAGCUUAUUUUAAGUAAACUGUUAUUGUUUCAAAUAAGCUCUUUUAACUAGUUGUAAACAUAAGUAGCAGUUGAAUGUGAGGCUGUCCAUUUCGAGUUGCUGUUUUUAAAGACAAGAAGCACCUACUGGAGAACGGUAGACCUGUUUGGCAAAUUCCAACUGAAUGUAGGGAAGAUCUGAAAAGAUGCAUUGAAUUGAUUUGAUAUCUUUUCUUUAGCAGGCUUGCUUGCUUGUAUGUAAAUGUACGUUUCCGAAUGUCUUUGCUUGUAUUGUGAAGUAAACUUAUGAAUGCAAUUAUAGUUGUGAAGGUCAAUUUAAAAAAAAAAAAUAAUUAAAAACAAGUAUUUUGUUUCCAGUACUGCUUCAAAGUGCUUUUUAUUUUUUUGUGAUGCUUAAUCACUAUUGACUUUGCAUGGCAACCAUAGUUUUGUGGAUAUCUUUUUAUUGAUUUAAGUAUUGAAUGUACAAUUUUAGUAAAAUCAAAAAUGGAAGUUAUUAUUUAAUAUAUAAUUCAUAUUAAUAUUGUUAUUUGAAUUCUUAAUGUUCCUGACCAAGAAGGCUCAGGAUUAAUGUAUAUGGUUUAGUGAAAAGUGACCUUUUCAUUGGUGCAUAGUAUAACUAAUUACUGGAUGAUAAGACAGAAUUUGUUGUAUCCUUUUGCAAAGUCUCUACAUAUAUUACUGUCCAUAUGUUUAUAAUGAACCUUGUGCAUUCCAGUGUUACUUGAUAUUAUUUUCAUCUGCCUACUGCCAAGAAAUGUAAUUAAAAAUAAAGUCUACCUUUUUCUUGUGA